UGAUUUCAUUCAUUGAAUAAUUUCUUGUGUGUGUAGACAUUGUGAGGAUUCGUUCCAUAGAUCUCAUUAGGCAUGGACCGACUUGUAAAUAUCUCCUUUAAUUUACUUAUAAUUGUUUCAAGUAUUGAUUGUGCGACACUACAAAAAGCCUAUUCUGAUAGACAAGGGAGACAUCUUUUAAUAAGAAGGGUGCCAGCGGUUGAGGAGUUUCAAAGUGACAUUUAUGAAGUUUUUGCGAAACCUUAUAAUUAUGAUCUGCAUCAAAUAACAGCAAUUGCUGUUCUGAAAAAUGAUGAAGUGUCUGGUGAAAUAACUUUUACCCAGUUACCAGCCGGUCCGGUUCAUAUAAAAGGCAACAUUACAGGUUUACCUCUAGGUAAACAUGGAUUUCAUAUUCACCACUCUGGAGAUCUGAGGAGUGGUUGUGAAAAAUUAGGAUCUCAUUUCAAUCCAUACUUUGUCCAGCAUGGUGGUCCACUCGACCCUUUACGACAUGUUGGUGACAUUGGAAAUGUAGAAGCUGGAAAUGACGGAACAGUGGAAGUGAAUAUAAUCGAUAAUUUGGUACAAUUGACCGGAUAUCCUAGAGGAGUUGUGGGUAGAGCUGUUGUAAUAACUUCAGAUCCAGAUGACUAUGGACGCGGUGGUGAUGCUAAUAGUCUUGUUGAUGGAAACUCUGGAAAACCUAUUGUUUGUGGUGUCAUAGCAUAUAUAAAAUAGUUAUUAUGGUGAUUUUCAGUCCAAUUUUUAUGUUUUUCAUAAUUAUAUUUUUUUACAACUUAACAAAUUAAAAAUCACUUCUGAGAGGUGGAAGUUUGAAA
Molecule: messenger RNA, 821 nt
Organism: Harmonia axyridis
Lineage: Eukaryota; Metazoa; Arthropoda; Insecta; Coleoptera; Coccinellidae
Product: superoxide dismutase [Cu-Zn]-like
Exons: 3
Coding region: 73-720 (215 amino acids)
Biological process (GO): removal of superoxide radicals
Molecular function (GO): copper ion binding
Source: RefSeq, a predicted model, not a curated record